UCAGGAAGAAACAUGCACCCUACUUCCUGCAAGUUUCCUAGUACACAAUAUUCCUGCCACUGAAAACUGAACCAACAAUGGCAACUAUCCUUCGCAGAUUCGCAAUGCCCGGGUGUUCAUCGAGGCGGUGCUUGGGAGUGUUUCUGCGGGAAAUGCACAGCCGGACUUCCCCUCUGAAUCCCCGGGACGGACCGCGACUGCUGGCCGGUGGCAGUAUCCCUCUGACGGCCUACAGUCGCACACACAGCCGCUGGCAGCACACAAAGGCGGCGGAUCCUCCAGAGGUGGAAUUACAUCGGUUAGUGGGGGAAGAUAAUGGGAUAGUGGAGGUGUUGAUGUGCCGACACAAGGCAAGAAACGCUCUGGGCUAUGUGUUCGUGUCACAGAUGAGGGGGUUGGUGUCCAGUCUGUCCGAGGACUCAGCAGUCCGUGUGGUUAUCUUCAGGAGUUUAGUUCCAGGUGUUUUCUGUGCAGGGGCAGACCUGAAAGAGAGAGCUCGGAUGAAUGAUGCUAUGUCUGAUAGCUUUGUUCACAUGCUGCGAACCCUCAUGACUCAGAUAGCAUCAUUGCCCAUGCCCACCAUCGCAGCAAUGGACGGCGCUGCCCUGGGAGGUGGGCUGGAGAUGGCCUUGGCCUGUGACCUCCGCACUGCUUCACAUUCGGCACAGAUGGGUCUGAUCGAGACGACGCGAGGGCUGCUCCCAGGGGCGGGGGGCAGUCAGCGGCUGCCAAGGACGGUCGGCAUGACUCUGGCCAAAGAGCUCAUCUACACAGGUAAGCGUGUGGGGGGGCAGAAGGCUCUGGAGAUGGGGCUGGUGAACAGAUCUGUGGAACAGAACGAGACGGGAGAUGCUGCCCUCAGAGAGGCUCUCAGCCUGGCCAGAGAGAUACUGCCCCAGGCUCCUAUUGCUGUGCGGCUGGCAAAGGAGGCAAUGGACAGAGGCAUUGAGGUUGACAUCACUUCAGCGAUGAAGAUAGAGAAGAUGUGUUAUGCUCUGGUCAUUCCCACCAAGGACAGAAGAGAGGGAAUGGAUGCCUUCAUUGAAAAGAGACCCCCGCGGUACACUGGGCAAUAAACCUUUUGGAAAUGUCUCCCUCCGUCACUCAGCGCUCCUCCAUAACCUCAUGUCUGAUAGACAAUUAACACCCAUUGAUUUUUUCUGUGUGCAUCCCAGACAGUAUCAAUACAUUAGAUAAGGUCAACAUUAGCGGCAAGUGUUUGAUUUUGUGACUCAUGAUGAGAGCGACAUAGGGAUAUUUUGAUCAGAGAAAAAGUAAUUUAUACUGUUUAUUCACCCAUAUAUCCAUAUUUGUUUGUCACAUUUUUUUGAAAUAAAGAAACACAAAUGUCAUCUCUAGUUUAUGGGAAUGUACAUUCUUUAUUUCCAAACUUGAAAACGAGACUCUCAGCAGCAACAUGGCACAGUCACAGCAGACAUACCGCAUCGAGACUUUUUGUAUCUCCGCAUUAAACUCUUAUGAAAAAUGAAACUGGACUUCAUUCAAUGUGAUGUUCAGAGGCAACAAUCAAACACAUCCGGAGCAACAGACAACAAACCAAUUAUCAUCUGCUGCUCUUUGUCCUUGAUGAAGCUGUGAGAUCAGCUCAGGACACACCAUAUUUAGCAAGCUCUCACAACAACAUCAACUGAUUUACAGAAACAAUAAGACCAUUUCUCAGUAAGCAGAUGAGGUGAUGUUUGUUUUGCUGAUAGAUGUAUUAGAGUACCAUUAGCAGCCCAAUAUAUUGUCUUUAUUACCAUUAACAUUAAUUAUUUAUAUAAAUCUUGUAACCCAUCUCCAUUGUUCCUGAUGAAGCCAAAAUUCACUCUGCCUCAAAAAUGUUGUGUCAGCGGUUUGGCAUAAUUUUGAAUAA
Messenger RNA from Notothenia coriiceps (black rockcod), 1876 nucleotides. RefSeq names its product enoyl CoA hydratase domain containing 2 (gene echdc2). Gene Ontology annotation, cellular component: mitochondrion. The record is from RefSeq and is a predicted model, not a curated record. Gene Ontology annotation, molecular function: catalytic activity. Gene Ontology annotation, biological process: fatty acid beta-oxidation. NCBI's taxonomy places the organism in Eukaryota, Metazoa, Chordata, Actinopteri, Perciformes, Nototheniidae. The transcript has 11 exons. Bases 78 to 1076 code for a protein of 332 amino acids.